Messenger RNA from Sipha flava (yellow sugarcane aphid), 1841 nucleotides. Its product is annotated as phytanoyl-CoA dioxygenase, peroxisomal-like. The transcript has 8 exons. NCBI's taxonomy places the organism in Eukaryota, Metazoa, Arthropoda, Insecta, Hemiptera, Aphididae. Gene Ontology annotation, molecular function: phytanoyl-CoA dioxygenase activity. The coding region runs from base 709 to 1626 and encodes 305 amino acids. The record is from RefSeq and is a predicted model, not a curated record. Gene Ontology annotation, biological process: fatty acid alpha-oxidation.
AAACCAGUAGACUUCAGAACUGUGACUAAGGUCUUUUAAACUACUCUAUGUUUGAAACCAACGUGUGCGCUCAGUUUUAAUAUUAAUGUUACAGAAUAAAUUCAAUAAAAUAUAUUCUGUUCCGUGAUAAUAGUAUCCUUAAGUAUGCGUUUUGGACAUGUACUAUAGAGACAUUGGCGGCGUCAGGUAGGGCCAUAGCCCUACCUGAAAAUAACUGGCCCUACCACUGACCUGACCUUAGACAUAAUAAUAUAGUCAUUUUUCAUAAGCAGAAAAUAUUAAAUAAUGGUAUUUAUCUUUUGUAAAAAUCUCAUUUUUGGUGGCUCUACUUUAUAAUUGUUGGCCUCCCGUUGGCUCUACCUAGUAAAUAAUCCUGGCGCCGCCACUGUAUAGAGAUAAUGUUAUUCUGUGGUUUGGAUAACGGUCUUCGUUGUCGUUCCGUUGAAGGCACGAACUUUGAUUAUAAUCAUAGUUCGUGGUUGAAGGACAAGUCUAUUUCGUUAUAGUGAUAACAACUAAUUACGAUUAAUUGUAUGUUAUUAAUGCUAAAAAAAAAACAAAACGGUGUUUUGGUUAACAGGAACAAUAAUGCAUAUAUCAUUUUUUCCCCAGUCGCUUGGCCACUCAUGAGUAGUUCCAUUUCCACGUCUGCGAGUUCUCGAACGCUUUAUCAAUCAUUUUCGAUAUUUCUGUACUGCUUUCUGAACAAUGGAAUCUGAAUAUGCUAAAAAUACUUCUAAUUAUAAAUAUUCUAUAUCAGAUUUAGCAUUGACAAGAAAACAGCAAGAUUUUUAUGAAACUAAUGGAUAUUUAGUAGUUCCUAAACUUGUUCCAGAUUAUUUGUUAGACAGAUGCUGUAAUCGAUUCAUAGACUUAUGUCAUGGAAAAGUCCCACAAAAUCAAAUAACUUUGAUGAAAGAUGUGUCUCGCAUGAAAGCUGGUUAUCAAGGUGAAUAUUUGUUUGGUAAAGCCCAAGAUAUUCUAUGGGAUGAAGAAUUUUAUGAAUAUGCUAGAUAUCCAAAAAUGUUGGAUUACAUUGAAAGUUUUAUAGGACCAAAUGUUAUGGCGAUGCAUUCAAUGUUUAUUAAUAAACAACCUGAUAUUGGUACUAAUAGUUCACGUCAUCCACUUCAUCAAGAUCUUCAUUAUUUUCCAUUUCGUCCUGCCAAUUUAAUUGUAGCGUCUUGGACUGCUUGUGUUCCUAUAUCAAUAGAUAAUGGGUGUUUAUAUGUUGUACCAGGAACACACAUAAGUGAUUUGUAUCCCCAUACUUAUCCAGACCCUAAAGAAGGUGAAAUAAAUAAAAUGUAUCAUGAGAUGAAAAUUAACAACUACAAUGAUUAUGAAAAAGUAUUCUUGGAAAUGGAUAAAGGUGAUACAGUAUUUUUUCAUCCUUUAUUAUUUCACGGAUCGGGGGUAAAUAAAACAAAAGGUUUUCGUAAAGCUAUUUCUGUUCAUUAUGCAUCAUCUAACUGUAAUUAUAUUGAUGUUACGGGUACUACUCAAGAUAAUAUAAAAAAUGAAAUAAUUGAUGUAAUGGCUAAAAAGGGGAUAACAGAUGUUGAUUUUACAUUUGCUUGGAAACAUCGUUGUCGACUCAUUCGUGGUACCAAAGCUAAUUUAUAGGACUAUUUGAAUUUUAUGAUUACAUUUGGUUGUGGUUUUGUUUAAAAUAUUUUAUUUAUAUUUUGCGUGGAAUUUUUAUUUAAAUUCAUAUAUUAUAUAUUUAUAAAUUAUGUUACCAUUAUACUGUUAAUUGUGAGAUUUUUUAUUGUAUGAUGUAUUUUUAUUUGUUUAUUACAAACAAUGAAAACUUAUUAUUUCACAAAUCAUAUUUUAAA